AUGAAAAGAAAAAAUCCGUUUAGUUCGUCUGUAACAAGUAAACAUAAUUCAGAUUCCACAGAAUAUGUAGAAGAAAAUUCUUCUGAUCACCAGUCAUCAGACAAAGUAAAAGAAAAUAGCUUAGAUAAGCCACUGAAUCAGAAUGAUCAAGAGGAUAAGCAAACCACCUCGAGUCGAGUUACUAAAGAACAAUUUUUAGCUGCUGCAAAUGAAUUAGAACUGGAUGAAAAACAGCUCAAUAGGGAAACAUGGCGCUUUAAUGAUUUCACGCGCUCUGAUGAAUCCGUUUGGGGUCGUUUAACACUGAAACUGAAAUUAAAUCAAACAGAAAAUGUGCGCCAUUCUUUGUACAAUUUUUGGCGACGACAUCGUGCAAAAAUAGUAGACAAUCUAUCUAAAAAGUGGAUGGAUUCUGCCGAAGAAACGAAUAAAUCAGAGAAAGUAAAUGAAGGUAAUUUUUCUUCGUUGAGCUCAGAAAUUAAACCGCUAAUGUCUAACGCGUCAGUUCCAUAUCCAGCGACUCGCUCGGCAGCCCAACAACAGUUGUACCUUCCAUCAAUGAUUGAAGCAUCAUUUAUCCUGAGUCGUAAAGAAUGGAGAGAGAUAUACGAUCGUUCGGAACGUCGAAUGAUAUCUGAAUGGACAAGUACUAUCUGUACGAAAGUGUGCUCUUGUAACUUUCAAUGUGUCUUAGCUUUUCUAGGUAAUAAAAUCGGUGUCGAAAAUUCUCGCAAAACAAACUGUCCCUUUUUCCGUGCGGUAGCUGUUUGUAAGAUAGGCUCAUGCGAGCGAACAUUUGAAAUUUUAAUCAGAGAUGAACCGCCGGUAACAGAAAGUGUUGUUUUUCUCAUACGAGCCGUUGGACAGGAGAAGCAUGAUGAAACUGAUGAAGCUGCUUCACGCAAACUGACUGGAAAAAACAGACUCAUCGUAGGAGAGGCAGCUGAUAUAGUCGGUCCUCUAAAGGUAUUUCAUCAAAAACUAGAAGAUGCAGAUAAAGAAAUGUUAUCCGCUCGUAACUUCACUGGUUGUGAGACUUUAGAAGUGAUAAAACAUGCAGUAGCAGAUUACCGGAAAAAAUAUAAACUUGACGAAGAUAUUUUCCGAGAAUGCCGAGUGAGACAACAAUUGCUCGAAGAUAUCGAUGUCGUUUCUGCUAAAAUAAAAGGUUAUGUGCAAGUUAUCGGUGAGAAGCCGUUUCGUCUACAUCUCACAUCAGAAGCACAAGUUUUAAGGUUUAUUACAUAUUGUGCAAAGAGUACUUACUCACAUGUGCACAUCGAUGCAACUGGAUCGAUCGUGAAGAACCUACCUCAUCAAAAGAUAGUUCUAUUAUAUGCCGCUGUUUUCAAAGACGGAAACGAUCCAACCAACACAAUACCGUUAGGCCAUGCUAUUCUUGCAGAUCACACUGCAACGAGUAUUAGUUAUUUUAUUGGCAACCUUCGACAGCAUGUCGUCACAUUAGUAGAUAAAGUUAUUCGACCAUCCUUUUUUGUAACAGAUUUUUCUCCUGCACUUUUCAAUGCUAUUCUACAGACAUUCAACCAUGAAGAUAUUCGUAGUCAUUUAAAGCGAUGUUGGAAUGUUGUAUUGCGAAAGUAUGACGCUAAAGAACUCCGUUCUCGAUCAUUUUUGCGCUUUUGCUGUUCGCAUGUUAUGAACGCUUGUGCUAGAAGUCUAUCUGCCGCAAAUGUAGCAAAAGGGAUUAGGAAAAAAGUGAUGCACGUAUUUGCUUUGUUUAUCAAUUGUGGUGAAUUAGAGUUAUCAUUUAGAUUCUUAAAACGCGUUUUACAUGUAUUUGGUAAUCCGUAUGCUACUGAUGCCGAGAAUGUACUUCAAUGUUUUUUAAACGCACCAUAUGAUAUGGAAGGCAUUCCUGAAAACAUAGGUUCUUGUGACUUCGAAGUGGCAGAUGAUUCGAUAGAUCCUUUAGACGAAGUAGACGAGAAUAUGCAGGGCAGUAAAGCAAUCAUUCACGGCUCGCCCUUUAAUACUGAAGCCAUUCGUCGAUUCCCUGAGAUCUCUGAGCUGUUGAAUUCGAGAAAGAAAUAUGAAAACAUAACAAAUCCCCUUUUCUGUCGUCGAAUUAUUUAUGUCGUUUACAAGUGGUUUGCGUAUUUGCCUUUAUGGACAUCUUUACUUACCGAAUUUGAAGAUCGAUAUGCGACUGAUCGAACGCCGGUUGACAUUCGAAAAUAUGAGCAAGGUCGUUUAUCGAAUGCUCAAAUAGAGUGUUAUUUUGGUAUUCUGAAAGAUUCAAUUCUUCAAAAAAAAACAAACCUGCGACCAGCAGAGGUGAUUGUAUCACUUUAUCGAAGCGUUCAGGUUCACCUGAAAGCGGACAAAUUUGGAGUUGGUCAAAUGGCAAAAAAUCGAAGGGGAAAACCUAAAGAUGUGAAUAUAGAGGAGUCUUGGGGAAAGAGAAAAGCUCAGAAGAAAGAACGAAAUAUACAUUUUUCUCGAAUUGAUAAAUGUAAGCAGAAGCGACUUGUACACAAAGCGACCAGUCCUAAGCCGAAAGCAGUCAGACACAGAGCUGAAACAGUGAGUCCUGUAUCCAAAGCGAUCAGUCCUCGGUCAAAAUUGGUUAGGGAAAAAUCAGAACCGAUCGGCUUUGAUUUACAACCCAACGACUUUGACAACUCGUGUCUCCUUAUUAGCAGUAUACAGAACAAAACUGAUCAUAUCUUGAAUAAUAUAACUAACGCUGCUGUACCAAACUAUCCACCAGACUUUUCCACAUCAAAGUCUGCAGAAAGCUUUUGUGGCAGUAAUCUUCUGAUCGAACAAUGCUUUUCGGAUAAUUCACCAGUGGUGUCACCUUUAAGUCAACCAGUCUCUCCGUUCAAUAUUUUUUCAGCUCUGCAAUGUGAAAGUUCCACGAAUGUUUUAUCUCGUCAGAAACCAAUGAAAACUUUAACAGAAAAUGAAUUUCAACUACAAGAUUAUUACGAAAAACAACAGGAGAAACAGAACAAUGAAAACACAGAUGUGACGAUAAUAAAGAGUACUUGUGGCCGUAGGCCAUCAUCAGAAAAUGUUUUUGAAAUUGAAACCCUUGAUUCAACGUCAAGUCGUGGCAUCCAUCGAAUGGUGACUAUUGAUCAAUGUCCUCUUCUAUGGCCGGCUUUCGGUAUCUAUAAGAAGAGUUUUGAGGGUAAAGUAUAUUCGGUAACAAACACUUGCAGCAUCGAUGCUGCUUUAUUUGCUAUAUACGUUAUAUUUUGGACCGAAUCAUCAAUAAAGAGUGUUAUUUUAAACUCCGAAGCUGAACCGUUUCUGUCUCUCCGCAAAACUUUUGCAUUGGUUGAAUCGAACGGUUGGGACGAGGCAAGAUUAUAUUGGCUUACCAGUCAUAGUAUUCUCGCUCAUCAACAGUCCAAUCAAUA
Adineta ricciae is the source of this 3392-nucleotide messenger RNA. NCBI's taxonomy places the organism in Eukaryota, Metazoa, Rotifera, Eurotatoria, Adinetida, Adinetidae. The record is from the annotation of a GenBank genome assembly.